This is a messenger RNA of Humulus lupulus (European hop), 1931 nucleotides long. RefSeq lists its product as uncharacterized. The coding region runs from base 406 to 1518 and encodes 370 amino acids. The transcript is spliced from 8 exons. Lineage: Eukaryota; Viridiplantae; Streptophyta; Magnoliopsida; Rosales; Cannabaceae. The record is from RefSeq and is a predicted model, not a curated record.
AGAAACCUGACCGGACCAACAUUUCAACGAAGGAGCUGUUUUGGAGUUUUGGUGGCAAUUAGCAUAGUUGGGAUGGGUGGAACAAGACGACGACCUUAACAAAUUUGAAAAGUAAAUAGCUUCAUACACACUCUUCCCUGCCCGGUUCUUCGUUUGCUCCUUUACACACGAGGAACAUACACGUUCUGGUUUUGCACGUAGAUUUUUUUUUUUUUUUUUCAUUUGGGUGAAUUGAUUACCUAUGGCACAGAAUCCAAAAUAAUUUUUUUUUUUUAAAAGCUAAAAGAAUAGAAAAGAGGAAGUGGGUAUUUCGAAUCUUGACUAAAUGAAUUGAAGGAUUGGGGAGUGCAGAUAAGUGGUGAGGAGUUCAUCUUUAUCGGGUUCGUUCGCUUUAUAAAUAGAAAUAUGGGAAGAAAACAGUCCAUGCGGAGCAAAGCGGCCCACUUUGUAUCUGAUCUCACCACGGUCUUCCUCAACCCCAUUUCAGAUAAACCAUCCAAGCCCCAACCCAAUUCACCUUCUCCUGUUUCUGUAGAUGAGACUGAGUCAAAAAGAAAUCAACUUGAGCCAAAUGGUGAUGAGGGUUCUGAAGAUUUAGUUGUUGGUCCAGAUACUUCUUCGUUCUCGGCAUUUCUUUACUCGCUUUUGUCAUCUGCGGAGUCUGGAGAUAAUACAAACUCAGAUGACCAAGUUGAUGAGAAAGUGGAGCAGGCUAAUCCCCCACCUAACUCCUCAAUGAAAGAAAAUGGUGGAAGGAGAAGCUUAUUUUCCAAGGGAAAACAAACCCUUGGUAGGGUUGUCAACCAAGCUGCAAGAUUUAGUGGGUAUCGAAAUCAGCAGGGCAAGGGUGAUUCUGACUUGAAAAUUGAUGGCAACAAUAAUGCUAAUACUUCUUACUCUGGUGGAGUGGAGAUGAGACACAUCCAGAAAGUGAAUGAUCCAGAAUCUUCAAGUGAUUUGCCUGGUGUUUCGGAGCCUUCAUUACUUCUCUCAGAGAAUACAAGAACUGCUCUCUAUGCUUCACUUCCAGCACUUGUUCAGGGAAGGAAAUGGUUUUUACUAUACAGCACAUGGAGGCAUGGAAUUUCACUUUCAACGCUAUACAGAAGAAGCAUGCUUUGGCCUGGCCUCAGUUUGCUGGUUGUUGGAGACCGUAAAGGUGCAGUUUUUGGUGGCUUGGUUGAGGCACCCCUAAACCCAACAAACAAGAAAAAAUAUCAGGGUACGAAUGCGACUUUUGUUUUCACAGAUAAACCUGGACAUCCUGUUAUCUUUCACCCUACAGGUGCGAAUCGCUAUUUCACUUUGUGCUCCCUUGACUUUUUAGCAAUUGGCGGGGGUGGUCACUUCGCACUAUAUUUGGACAAUGAUCUAUUAAAUGGAUCAAGCUCAGUCUCAGAAACCUAUGGGAACCCUUGUCUUGCGCACUCGGAGGACUUUGAAGUAAAAGAAAUUGAGUUCUUUCCAAUGCAAUGCAGCUAUGGGGUUUUGUGUAUCCAUCAAAGUACGAUGAGAUAGUUGCCAUGAGCCAUAUGGAAGCACCUGGUAUCUGCCGAUGGUGAAUGCUCUCCAGGCAUGAUUAAGAAACUGGCAGCUGAAACCUUGUUAUCGGCGGUUAAUGCUUGGUGAAGCUGACCAAACUAACAAGUGAAAUCACAGGACUUUCUGUACAGAUCAACUGUUUGUUGUUAAUUUUCAUCCCCCCCAAGAAAAAAGAGUUUUUGUUGGUAAUGUUUUGAUCUCUUAUUUGCAUAUAAAGGUCGUUCCCUGUAUAUAUGUUUCAAUAAACACAGAUAUUUGUACAGCAGCCAGUUUUGUGCAAAGUAUGCUACUGUUUUGUAGUUUUAAACAUUUUAUAUGGACUGUAACCUCUUCAGUCCCAUCUGUCUUUUGACAGCUAAAUAUCAAAAUCAGUGCUGAUUCAAUACUUA